AUGCGUGACAUCGAAGAUUUUGUUUUCACAAAUAAACAAUGUACUGCAAUAUGUAUGGCCAAAUCUGAAAAAACGACUGUUGCAAGCAUUCGAAAAUUUUUGGGAAUAGCUGAAUCAGAGUCAGAUUUAGAAAGUCAGUCUCUGAGUCAUAAUGUACGAGUAUCUCUUAUUGCUAUUGGAAACUAUUUACUUCACAGUCAUGGGAACCUAGCCGACGAACUCAUUCCGUCCCUUCUUCAAUACCUUGCUGCAUUGCCGCAUAUGAAAUGGAUUGAUGAUGGACUAAUAAAUAAAACGGAUAAGGUGCCCGUACAAGAGCAAUUUUCCUUUUGUUUCAAUACGGUGCUUUCGGAUCUAGCUGCUCGACUUCCAACAUUUCGUGAAAAAAUUCUGAUUGCUCAAGCGGACGCACUGGCAUGUGCUGUUUCUUCAGUCAUUGAACUUGUGGAGAAUAGCGAAGAACGUGAAAAUAAAAAAACCUAUAUUGUAAAACUUGUUUGUUAUAUUCUUGGAUUAAUUCGGACUAUUGGAAGAUUUUCAACAGACUAUGAGCGACCACUUAUAUCCAUUAUUUUUCCGCUGCCUAUUGACAACUGUGAUGGAAAGUUGAAAUCAACAAAAAGCAUGCAGAAAAUCAGUACUGAUGAAUUUUUGAAUUCCCCGUCAGAUGUGGAUGAUGCCGAAUUUGACGAAACUCGUUUAAUUAAAGUGUAUAAUAAACACGGAACUUCAUUUCUUGUUCGGCAGUUUUCUGGAGGACUCAAACUAAAAAUGACGUCACAUGAUUUAGAAAAACUCUUCGACACCGUGCAACGUUUGAUGGAUGACGAAUUUUUAAUAUCUCUCGAUAGAAUAUCAACAGAUGUUUUUAGAGCCGGAUCUGUCAAGAGAUAUCCGUAUAAAACUAUUAGCGAAACAAUUCGACUAUGCUGUUUAUGCUUUUUGCGCGACAUUCUGGCACCGUAUGAAGUGUGGAUAAAUAGUGAUCUGAAAGGCGUUGAUUUUCCAGCGUCGGAAACAUUUGCAAGAGAGGUAAAUGCUUUUGCCACAGACGCGUUGCAGAAGCUUGAUACUGCGAGAGCUUCUAAUUCUUCAGAAGCUACAAUACAUAUUAAUGACGAUGAAAAUUGUAUUUCAAAAUCGCGUUUAAAUAUUCAUGCUGCUACCGUUGCCUUGCAAUUGAUCGCUUGGGCUGCUGUCGACGAUAUUGAUUCGGAUCUGAUCUGUUCCACAAUAUCACCAAGGCUUUUUACCAAUUUACCUCAAAAAUCAAUCAUCUCUCAAAUCCCAAUUUUCACAAACUCAUUAAGUUCUCUAGCGAAAAUAGCGGAAAAAUUUCCUGCUGUAGCGACUGCCACCGUUAUACCAAUAUUGUCACGGUUUCUGCUUGAACCUGCUCCAAUGCUAACGAAACUUACAUCAGAGGCAAAUAUGGGAAAGUCAACUAUGGAUAUUAAAAACUCAGACGUCGGAUCUAGUCGAAAACAAGCUUUGGAUUCUCUUAAAAACUCUGCAAUUCACGCAAUGUGCAGAUCUCUUAAGUCCGCUUUAAAAGUUGAAUCAAAGUGUGUUGAGGCGUGCUUAGCUAGUCUUUCCUCAAAAUUGUUCGUCUGCUCGAAUGCCACAAAUUUUGUUGUGUCAUUGGUUUCGGAAAAUGCUAUCCAAACCCUUGGAGGAAUAGGUGUUGGCUUAGUAGACACCCAAGGCGUCGAUGUUCCUGACAUGGUAUUACAAAUAUAUCUUCAAAGGUUUGCCAAUCCACCUUCGUAUCUGGAUGUUGCUAUGGUGAGAUGCCUAGCUGAGAUGUGGAUUGCUGGAGCGGUUUCAAUUCAUGACGGCGUAUCAAAAUUAUUUACCCAAAUUUGUAUCGAAUCAUCCAACAGAGUUUAUUCGCAAGAUAAUUCGGAUUCAAACGACCAUCGUUAUACGUAUGGAAUUUAG
Caenorhabditis bovis is the source of this 1941-nucleotide messenger RNA. NCBI's taxonomy places the organism in Eukaryota, Metazoa, Nematoda, Chromadorea, Rhabditida, Rhabditidae. The record is from the annotation of a GenBank genome assembly.